AUGGCGCUCCUCAGGGGACAUCGCUGUAGAAGUAAAACUUCGGGCACGCUGCUCUUCACAGGCCUUGACGGCACGAGUCGCAAGUGCCUUUGGCCCAUAAACCUCAUUCGCAUGCACUUGGAAACUGUGCUGGUUGCGAUCAGCUUUGAUUUGCCUUACCUUUUGAGUGAUGUCUCGGACGACAGUUCUUCCACAAGUUCUUCGACCACCUCAGGUAGAUGUCAUGGGUUAGAGGAACUCUUACAGGCAAUGACUGUAUCAGAUCUUCCCUUCGAGACUAUCACAUACAGCAAGCAGUGUACAACUAUCACCGAUGAGGAACACAUCACCUUUUCUAACCCUCGUCCUCGUGCACCCCCGCCUAUACUAUUAAAUUCUUCGCACCAAUCCAGCAUCCUGUUGCCACCUUCCACACCAGGAUCUGAUCAAAGAUCAGAUCUUGGUGGCCCUCUUACAGAUGCCCUCACAGAUGUCACGGAGCACAUUGCUCCUUACGUCCCACCCAUCCCUCAUCCUAGCGAGCUGCGUGUGCUGUAUCCCGGCGAAAACCUGAUGCUUAUUGGGUCGUUACGGCUUGAUGUCGGUGAACAUACUCUGGGCAUCAGCGGAGCCAUUCAGGUCAAGCAAGAGACUUGGGCAGAUGCUUUGCGCCUGUAUAUGAGGAAAUAUGAGGAAGGCGCGGUGAAAGCGCGUCCCCAUGUAGGUGGUCAUUUCUGA
This is a messenger RNA of Suillus subalutaceus, 717 nucleotides long. RefSeq lists its product as uncharacterized. Lineage: Eukaryota; Fungi; Basidiomycota; Agaricomycetes; Boletales; Suillaceae. The transcript has 5 exons. The coding region runs from base 1 to 717 and encodes 238 amino acids. The record is from RefSeq and is a predicted model, not a curated record.